Molecule: messenger RNA, 534 nt
Organism: Micropterus salmoides (largemouth bass)
Lineage: Eukaryota; Metazoa; Chordata; Actinopteri; Centrarchiformes; Centrarchidae
Product: protein FAM166B-like
Exons: 2
Coding region: 38-361 (107 amino acids)
Source: RefSeq, a predicted model, not a curated record
UUUAACUAAGUUUUUCUCAGACUAUUUUUUCCCUACAAUGGCCCUAAUAACAGGUUUUACAGGGCAUGUGCCAAAAUCCCGCUUCCUAAUUGGCAAAGGUUACCCCAUCACUACCAACCAGGCACUGAUCCAAUUUGGAAAGCAGCAGCAGAGUGACCCCACGUCCCAAGACAUCCCAAACAGGAAGGACAGUACAAUAACCACUCUUCCCACUAUCUAUCCAUCAAACAGAGGUGUGGUUCCGUCAUUCACAGGACACAUCCCAGGAUACCAGUUCAUGUAUGGACACACCUUUGGUCAACUUUCCCAGAACGCACUGGAAAAGAGUGGCAUCAAGAGGAUCCUUCAGGCAAAGUCAUGAAACCAUCAUACACUUAAAAUGAUCAUUAUUAGCAAGAUAAAGGAGUUGUGACAACAAGUCAAAUAAAAGAACUUAUCCAUGAAAACAAUUUGUGCUGAAAUACAAAAACAUGUGGCACAUGCAUAAACAUUUGUACUGUUCACUGUUGGCAUACAAGAAGAAAACAGGUAAAU